Xenopus laevis (African clawed frog) is the source of this 10803-nucleotide messenger RNA. RefSeq names its product laminin subunit alpha 3 L homeolog (gene lama3.L). The coding region runs from base 77 to 10429 and encodes 3450 amino acids. Lineage: Eukaryota; Metazoa; Chordata; Amphibia; Anura; Pipidae. The transcript has 77 exons. The record is from RefSeq and is a predicted model, not a curated record.
GAAGCUGAGUGGGGAGGGGAGAGCACGCAUGGGUCUGAUUAUACGAGACAGAGCUGCUGCUAUCUAGGCACUGAGGAUGGUGCUGUGGGUGAGGAGCCUGGGGUGGGUUAUGGAGGGCUCUGGAGACUGUAGAGGUGCCACUGGCUGCUCGAGACUCUGUUCUUGGGCACUUCUGCUUGUGUUCUUCGUGACGUGCAGGAUCAGCAGCCAACAAUCCGUAGGCUUCAGCCUUCACCCUGCCUCCUUCAACCUGGCACAGGGAGCCAAGAUCAGAGCCUCAGCCACCUGCGGGGAGGAGGAGAGCGGCCCCAGGGGAGGGGUGGGCACCGAGCCCAGGAUGGACUUGUAUUGUAAACUGGUGGGAGGACCUGCUGCCACCCCGGGACACACUAUCCAGGGCCAGUUUUGUGAUUUCUGCAACUCUGCAGACCCCAAUAAAGCUCACCCUAUUUCCAAUGCCAUUGAUGGGACAGAACGCUGGUGGCAGAGUCCUCCAUUAUCUUUGGGCUUGGAGUACAAUAAAGUGAAUGUCACCAUAGACCUUGGUCAGCUUUUCCAUGUUGCAUAUGUGCUUAUAAAAUUUGCGAAUUCUCCUCGGCCUGAUCUCUGGGUCUUAGAAAGAUCUGUUGACUUUGGAAGAACCUACUCACCUUGGCAAUAUUUUGCUAAUUCUAAAAUUGACUGCAUAACUCAUUUUAAAAAGGAGGUCAAACAGCCCAUCACAAGAGAUGAUGAUGUCAUUUGUACAACAGAAUAUUCUCGUAUUGUUCCUCUUGAAAAUGGAGAGAUUGUAGUGUCAUUAAUAAAUGGACGACCUGGGGCCAAAUAUUUUAUGGAUUCUCCUGUUCUAAGAGACUUCACUAAAGCGACAAACAUACGGCUACGUUUCCUCCGAACAAACACUCUUCUUGGACAUCUGAUCUCCAAGGCGCAAAAGGACCCUACAGUAACAAGAAGGUACUACUACAGUAUUAAAGACAUCAGUAUUGGAGGGCGCUGUGUUUGUCAUGGCCACGCUGAUACUUGCAAUUUAAGGAAUACUGGCAAUCAGAACCUGUAUGAGUGUAAAUGCCAGCACAAUACAUGUGGAGAGAUCUGUGACCAGUGCUGCCCUGGAUUUAAUCAGAAGAGCUGGCAACCUGCAAGUAUUGACAGUACAAACGAAUGUGAAUCUUGUAAUUGCCAUGGACAUGCCUCAGAUUGUUACUAUGAUGCUGAUGUUGAUUCCCGCAAGGCAAGUCUAGACAUCUAUGGACAGUACCGUGGUGGAGGAGUGUGCAUCAAUUGUCAGCACAAUACAGCUGGUAUUAAUUGUGAGAGAUGUGCAAAGGGAUAUUACCGGCCUUACGGGGUUCCCAAAGAAUCACAUCACGGUUGCAUAACAUGCAGCUGUAGGGCAGACAAGUCAGAUGGAUGUGAGGAAGGAUCAGGUCGGUGCUACUGCAAGCCCAAUUUCAGUGGAAACAACUGUGAACGAUGUGCUGAGGGCUUCUAUAAUUUUCCUGUCUGCACUAGAAUUCCUUUCUAUCCAGGUGUGACUGCAUCUCCAACUGAUGACCCUUCAGCUGGACAUAUUAAAGACUGCAAGUGCAAGGGUCCAGGAACGGUAAAUGAGAUUUGUGACAUGCAGACAGGACACUGCCAUUGUCGUGCUGGAUUUCAGGGUGCAACUUGUGAUAGAUGUUCUGUUGGACACUUUCAUUAUCCCUUCUGCCAAAAAUGUAACUGCCAUCCUGCAGGGGUGGUCCCUGAAGUGUGUGACCCUACAGGGAAAUGCCUGUGCCACUUUAGGGCUGAAGGGGCACAGUGUGACCAGUGCCGCCCAGGCUACCAUUCCUUUCCAAAGUGCGAAGAAUGUAACUGUGACAUGUUUGGUGCUGCUGACCCCUCAUGUGGUGUGAAUGGACAAUGCCGCUGUCGGGCAAACUUUGCUGGUCUAACGUGUAAUAAGUGCGCUCCUGGUUUUUACAGCUACCCCAGCUGCACACCAUGCCAGUGUUCUUCUCAGGGUUCCUACCAAAGCACAUGUGAUCCUGUUACAGGACAGUGCUACUGCCGACCCGAUGUCACUGGGCAGAGAUGUGACAAAUGCGCAUCUGGAGCACAAGAUUUCCCCAGUUGUGAUGGCUUUAGUGGUGAAUGUGAUCCAGCUGGUACACUGCAUAUACAAGAUGGCUACUGUCAGUGUCUACCACGAGUGGAAGGAUUGACUUGCAACCAAUGCAAACCUUUAUACUGGAAUUUAGCUAGAGAAAACCCCAAUGGUUGUGCUGACUGUAUGUGUCAAGUACAAGGAACAAUCAGUGGGAUUGGAGAGUGUCACAAGACAGAGGGAGAUUGUCAUUGCAAACCCAAUGUGUGCAGUGCAGCUUGUGACACAUGCAAGGAGGGGUAUUAUUUACUGGAAGCCCGCAAUUAUUUUGGCUGUAGAGGUUGUCAGUGUGAUGUGGGAGGAGCUGUCAGUCACCUGUGUUCUGAGUCUUCAGGAAGCUGCUCCUGUAGAGAUAACAUUGAGGGUGUGAAGUGUGAUCAACCCAAAUUAAACCACUACUUCCCUGAUCUCUAUCAAAUGAAAUUUGAAAUUGAGGAUGGCACAACACCAUUAGGAAGAGAUGUUCGCUUUGGAUAUGAUCAGGGAGAGUUUCCUGGAUUCAGCUGGAGAGGCUAUGCACCGAUGACUUCCAUCCAAAAUGAAGUAAAACUCUCUGUAAAUGUGGAAAGAUCAAAUCUGAAUGUGUUUCGUAUUAUCCUAAGGUAUAUUAACGGUGAAUUACAUCCAGUAACAGGACGUAUAACUGCCUAUCAGGCCCGCUCAAGCAAAGGUACACUUCAAAGCAAGGAGAUUGUAUUUCCCCCAAGCAAACAGCCAGCAUUUCUUACUGUGCCUGGAAAAAGCUUUGCUGAACCAUUUUCCUUGGCUCCUGGAAACUGGAACAUUAACCUUAUAGUAGAAGGUGUGCUUUUGGAUUACCUAGUGCUGUUGCCUAGUGAUUUCUAUGAAGCAUCCAUAUUGCAGAUGAGAGUCACAGAACCAUGUGCUAAUACUGGACAUAUUGGAGACAAUUGUUUAAUUUACAAACAAUUAACAAUGGAUGCAUUUAAAUGUGUUCUUGGCACUGAACUGAAAUAUAUGCGACGAGAUGGAGUGACCCAACCAAUAACUAUUCGCCAGGCAAACCAUGGACUACCACCAAUGGCAGAUAUUUCAGGAAGGCAGGUAGAUUUGUUCUUGCGGAUGAGUGUGCCUCGUGUUGGCUCCUAUGUCCUCCUUUUGGAGUAUGCCAAUGAAGACGAUCAUCAACAUUUUGCUAAUGUGGGAAUUAGCAAUAUUCUUCUUUCUGAAGCGAGGGUGAACCUGUAUAGUUGUAACUACAGCUUCCUUUGCCGCAGUAUAGUGGUGGAUAACAUGAACCGAAUUGCAGUGUUUGAGUUGAUCUCUGAUGUAGAAAUACACCUAUCAGCUUCAUCCGUCAGCUUUCUGCUGCACAAGGUGUGCAUUGUCCCCACUGAGGAGUUCUUUAUUGAGUAUGCAGAGCCUAAAGUACAUUGUGUUGCUGUAUAUGGUCGAUAUCUCAGUCAAAGGCCUUCAUGUGUUCAGUCCUCACUUUAUGAAAACCCACCAUUGUCUGUAGUGCUGGAUUCUGUUAAACAUGCAAAUGGUGACAGUGGGCAAAUCAACAUUAUACAUAAUUCUGUGAAAGAACCUGGACCUUCUGCUCACUGGGGUAAUGGUGUUUUGCUUAAAUCACCGCAGAGUCAAGUUACUCUGAGUUGGAGAAUACCACAUGCUGGGAGAUACGUGUUUAUUGCACAGUAUUACCAAAAAUUAAGCCCUAUGUUUCCUGUGUCAGUGCAAGUGAAUGGAGGCGCGCAAUGGUCAGGUUCUUUUAAUGCUUCAUUUUGCCCCCAUUUGUUUGGUUGUCGAGAUCUUAUUGUUGCUGGUAAUCGGAUUGCACUUGACAUCACUAAUCCUGACCUCUCUGUGACUGUAGCGGUUCCUCAAAAAAAGUCAUUAAUUUUGGAGUAUAUUCUUUUGGUUCCAGCCGACAGCUACUCACAUGAGCUACUACAGGAGAAACCAUUGGACAAAUCAUAUGAUUUCAUCAACAUUUGUGGUGUAAACAGCUUUUAUAUUGACCCAAUUAAUUCAUCUGGAUUCUGUAGAGCUUCAGCAAGGUCUUUGGUAGCCGCCUAUAAUGAUGGAGCAUUACCAUGUAACUGCCAUUUAGAAGGUGCAACAAAUCCAAUGUGCAAUCCUGUCGGGGGUCAGUGUUCUUGCAGAGCUAAUAUAAUUGGUCGUCGGUGUAGCAGUUGUACUACAGGCUACUAUGGAUUUCCACAUUGUAGACCUUGCAAUUGUGGCCACCGCCUGUGUGAUGAAGUCACAGGAAAAUGCAUAUGUCCGCCUCAGACUCUUAAGCCAAAAUGUGAAGUGUGUGACCAGCAAUCAUUUAGCUACCAUCCUUUAGUUGGCUGUGAAGGAUGUAACUGUUCUACAGUAGGAGUAGUCCAGCCAACUCCUCAGUGUGACGUAACAAGUGGACAAUGCAAGUGUAAGCCAAGGAUAGCGGGGAGACAGUGUGACCGAUGUUCUCCGGGUCACUUUCGUUUCCCUGAUUGCUUUCCCUGUGACUGUAACCCUGAAGGGACUGAACCACAGAUAUGCAAUCCUCAUACAGCCACUUGUCUCUGCAAGGAAAAUGUUAUUGGCCGGAGGUGUGAUGUUUGCCGCAGGGGAUCCUUCCAUUUAGAUUCUAAUAACCCAAGAGGAUGCACACCCUGUUUUUGCUUCGGAGCAACAGAUAUUUGCCAGCCAUCCAAUAAAUACAGAAAGAAGUUUGUAGAUAUGAGGUAUUGGAGCCUUGAGACGCCAGAGCAAGCCAGAGUAGCAGUUAUUUAUAAUCCUGGAAGCAACAGUGUUGUAGCAGAUGUCCAAGAACUGCCACCAUCUGUGCACAAUUUAUACUGGGUAGCACCAGAGUCCUAUUUAGGUGAAAAGAUUUCUUCUUAUGGUGGAUUUCUGACUUACCAGUUGAAAUCUUUUGGCUUACCAAGUGAAGGCAUGGUUCUUUUAGAGAAACACCCAGAUGUCCAGUUAACGGGAAGACAAAUGCCUAUCGUUUAUGUGGAUCCAAACAAUCCGUUACCAGACAGACUGUAUUAUGGACGUGUUCAGCUCAUAGAGGGAAACUUUAGACAUGCAAGUAGUAACAGCAUGGUGUCUAGAGAGGAGCUUAUGAUGAUCCUGUCUAAUCUGGAGAGACUACAUAUUCGAGGCCUGUACUUCACUGAGACUCAGCGCCUCACCCUUGGGGAAGUUGGGUUUGAUGACAUCACAACCUCAGGAAGUGGGGAAAUUGCAUCCCAAGUUGAGAUCUGCUCCUGCCCAUCGGAAUAUGGAGGUGACUCAUGCCAGCAAUGUGCCCCUGGAAACUAUCGGGAUAAUACCGGAUUGUUCUUGGGAAAGUGUGUCCCAUGCACGUGUAAUGGACAUUCCACAAGGUGUCAAGAUGGUUCCGGAAUAUGUAUUAACUGUCAGCAUAACACAGCAGGUGACCAUUGUGAAUUCUGUAAAGAAGGCUAUACUGGGAAUUCAACACUAGGAAACUGCCGCCUGUGCCCAUGUCCUCUUUCGGUACCAUCUAACAGCUUUGCAACAGGAUGUGUUGGAACCGGCAGGAACAUGAGAUGUAUGUGCAAGCCAGGCUAUGCUGGGGUGAGCUGUGAAAGAUGUGCACCAGGGUAUUAUGGAAAUCCAUUAAAGUUUGGAAGUAGCUGUCAGCCCUGCAACUGCGGGAAUAAUGGUCAGCUGAGAAGCUGCGACCCUUUGACUGGAGAAUGCUAUGAUGAGGACCCAAAAGAUACAGAUAUUGACGAGAAUGAUGAUUCUUGUGAUGGUUGUGUUACUUCCCUUUUGAUGGAUCUGUCCAGAGUCGCCGAUGAACUCAACCUUAUUAAGUUCCAGUUCCAGAACUUAAAUGCAAGCAACCUAGCGCUGCAGCAGCUCACAGCUUUGGAAGCACGGAUCAGGGAAGUGAAGCGUCAACAUGACAGCUACAGCAGUAAACUUGCAAGUCAACGUCUUAAAGUGGACAAGAUGGACACAGACACCAAUAACCUGAAACAAGAGAUUAGUGCUCUGCUUGAAAAGGCUAAAAUGAAUGCUAAGAAGUAUGAAACAAUUGCACUGAGUGCCGAGGAAACCUUCCGCAAUAGUAGUCAUCUGCUCCUCACAAUAGAUCUUCUGCUCAAGAACAUUAAAAUCCUUAUUAAAGAUAUUGCAAGUGUUGAAGGGGGCACAGCUUCUGGGGAUCUCGGCAAAAAUAUGGCAGAAGCUCAGCGAAUGUUAAAUGAAAUGCGAAAACGAAACUUUAGCUACCAGAAAAGAGAAGCAACCAAUGAGAAAGAAGAAGCUAAAGCCUUACUGAAUCGUGUAAAGAAUCAGUUUCAGAAGCACCAAGAUCAAAAUAAGAACCUGAUCAGAGAUAUCACCACAUCUAUCAGUGACUAUGAAGCCAAACUGAAUGACCUCCGUGCUGUGUUAAAUGAGGCCAAUGGGCAAAUCAAGCAGGCAAACAACAUAAACACAGACAAUGCAGCAGUUUUACAGGACAUAAAGAACAAGGUUAAAGAUCUUACCAGGCAGCAGAAAGAGGCAACAAGUCGCCUGAAUGCAGCUGAGACCAGCAUGGGACAGACUAACAGUAUGCUAAGCCUGCUGCAGAAGAGUAAAGAGGAAUAUGAGAAGCUUGCUGCCCAGCUGGAUGGAGCCAAACAGGAGCUCAGUGAGAAAGUGAACAUUCUUUCAAAGGCAGCCAGUAAGGAGCCAUUGGUCAUUAUGGCUGAAAAGCAUGCGCAGUCAUUGCAGGAUCUGGCCAAUCAGCUGACUGAAAUCAAGAGAAAUGUUAGCAGUGAGGAUCUGGUGCGCUGCGCUAUGGAUGCUGCAAAUGCUUAUGAUAGUAUCAUCAAUGCAGUGAAAGAGGCUGAUGAGGCUGCAAACAAAGCAAAAGAUGCAGCAGAUUCUGCUCUGGGAAAAGUGGAAAAAGAAGAUUUACCCGGAAAAGCCAAACAAUCAAAGGCUGACUCAGAAGCCCUGUUGGCUCAAGCCAAGGGAACUCAAAAAUCAUUACAAGAUCUAAACCCAGAACUUGAAGACAUAAAAGACAGAUUAGUGGAAGCAAAAGAAAAGAAAGACAAACUGCCUGGGGAACUUGCUUCUGUUGAAAACAGCAUCAAUGGCAUAAAGAGAGAUGAUAUUGAAAAAACGAUCACCAGUGCCAAUGAGUUGGUAGAAAAUGCAAACGCUAUCACUCAAGAUGUUGAGGAUGAAUUAGAUCCCAUUAAAGAUGCUGUUAAGAAUAUAAGUAGUACAAUUGGGACAACACAGAUUGCAGAUUACAAUGAGAAGUUGGAAGAGGCAAGCAAAUCUGUGAAAAAUCUGACAGGAAGUCUCCCCGAUUUGUUUGAUGCAAUAAAUCGCAUUAACAGUUUGAUGCCAUUAGCAAAUAUCUCCGAGAGUGUGAGCCGAGUAAGGGAGCUCAUUCAGCAGGCACGGGAUGCUGCAAAUAAGGUUUUAGUGCCAAUGAGGUUUAAUGGCACGACUGGGGUUGAAGUGCGCCCUCCAACCAACCUUGAAGACUUAAAGGCCUAUACGUAUCUUUCAUUCUUUCUACAAAGACCAUCAUCCCGGACAGAUCGACGGAAGCGCCAGCUGACUCCAAAUAUGUUUGUCAUGUAUCUAGGAAGAAAGGAUGCUACCAAGGAUUACAUUGGUCUUGCGGUGAAGGAUGACAAACUCAUGUGUGUCUAUAACUUGGGAGGGAAUGUGGCUGAAAUAAAUGUGGAGCCAUUUGUAUCUCAGAAUAAUCCAGAUGAAGCCAUUAUGGAUCAUGUUGUGUUAGAAAGAAUCUAUCAAUACCUUACUCUGAAUUAUACUAAAUCAUUCACAUCAACGCGGCCAGACCCUGUUGCUAAGUACACAACAGAUGUCACAAAGAACAUGCUUCUCAACCUUGAUCCAGAUGAAGUUGUCUUUUAUGUUGGCGGGUAUCCAUCGGAUUUCAGGCCUCCAGCAAGAAUGAAUUUCCGGAAUUACAUAGGCUGCAUUGAACUAGAUUCCCUCAACCAAAAUGGAAUCAGCCUGUACAAUUUCAAGAGAACUUUCAACCUCAACACCACCUUAGUGCAGCCAUGCAAAAGAUACAAAGAAGAGUCAGAAAGAAGUUUCUUUGAGGGUACUGGAUAUGCAAGUAUUUCUGCACCUCAAUCCACAGGCAGGACCCUACGUUAUGAACAGACCAUCCGAACUACGACAGAUGAAGGCUUGGUGUUCUUUGCAGAAAAUGGGACCUGCUUUAUCAGCUUAAAUAUUGAGAAUGGUUUCCUCGUGCUGCAAUACAGAAUAGAAUCUGACAAUGUCCACAAGAUAAAGAGUACAAAUGGCCUUGUUAGUGAUGGAAAUGAACACGUGGUUGCAUUGCGUAUUUCAACAAAAGACAAGACAAUACUUGUUCUUAAACAGUCUUCAAUUGCAAUAAAUGCCACUAAUAUGGAUGCCUUUAUAUUCAACACUUACUAUAUGGGCGGAAUCCCAGCAGCCCUUAGAGAGAAGUUUAAAAUCCAAACACCUCCAUUCCGUGGCUGUGUUAAAAAUGUGAAGACACCAACUAGCUCAGCUACAUUUAAUGAAACGUAUGGUGUGAGUCGGAGGUGCUCCGAUGACUGGAAUAUUGUCCGUUCAGCGGAAUUUUCUCGUGGUGGAACUCUUGAACUGAAACCAGAUGGAUUUAAAUUCCCCCAGAACUUUCAAACAUCAUUUGGAUUUCAGACAUCUCAGCCCAGUCCCAUACUGCUUAGCUAUACAACACAGUUCGAUGAAUUAAGGAUCUCUCUAGAUGAAGGGGUUGUGAACGUAAAAACAAAAAAUAACAAGCUGCAAACCAAGGGAAAGUAUCUGGAUGGAAACACUCACUAUGUUUCUCUUAUCAAAGAGGAUGAUGAACUCAGACUGUUGGUAGAUGAAGAACAAGUAACUGAGAUUGUUGGAUCCUCAGGGGCACUAGGCACUUCCAUUGGUGAUAUAAAAUUUGGUGGAAGCAAUUUUGAGGGAUGUAUCUCCGAUGUUUUCAUAGAGAGGAUGGCUAAAACCCCUACUGUUCAAAAUUUGAUUGAUAACACUGGAAAGAGGCAGGUCUCCCUUGGAACAUGCAGCGUUGAGGAGCCUCCGAUGCCCUUGAUACUGAAUGAUUUUAGAAGUUACAGUUUAACGCUGAAUGAGGAUGACAUGAACUUGAUAAACAGCGUCAACAAAGUAAUGAAGAAAAGUCAGAAAGAGUUGCAUGGCUGCAGUGCUUAUGCCAACCUAACAUCAGCUGUGGGAUCUUACCAGUUUGGAGACUCUUCAGCAAGUCACUUGCGAUAUGAGCUCAAUAAGGCGGUGUUGAAAGACAGGUCCCAUUUCUCUCUGGAUGUGCGCACCACUGAAUCAUCAGGGCUUAUUUUCUUGAUGACUGAUGAAGAGGAGACCAGCCACCUUUCACUUCAUAUUUCCAAAGGACGCUAUGUUUUUUCAUUAAGCACUAAAGGAAACAAAUUGAAAAUAAGGAGCCAAGAUAAAUACAAUGAUGGGAAGUGGCACACGGUGAUAUUCAAUUGGGAUGGACUCAGUGGCCGUCUGGUUGUUGAUGGGCUAAAGGCACGCAAAGGAACUUUGACUAAAUAUUUUGGCCUUGAAAGAAUGACGUCUGUCCUUGUGGGUGGAGUCCCAUCACAUAAAAUUCAGUCUGUUCCCAAGAAAAGCUUUUCAGGCUGCCUGAAGAAUUUGAAGCUAAAUGGAUUAGCAUUAGAAGGACCAUCUCACACCUUUGGCGUCACACCAUGUUAUGAUGGAUCUUUUGAAAAAGGAAUAUUCUUUGCACAUGAUGGAGGACAUGUAGUUAUUGAUAAUUCUUACAAUUUGAAUAUGGACUUCGACAUUUCUUUAAAUAUCCGUCCACAAAGCCAAUCUGGAGUCCUGUUUCAUACCGGCAGUAAAGGGCAACAAUUCAGCCUUUAUAUGGAAGCUGGAGAGCUGAUACUGUCUGCAGACAAUGGAUCUGGAGAGGUUCUGGUCUCAGUUACACCACAAAGAGCCCUGUGUGAUGGGAAGUGGCACAUAAUAAAAGCAAGCCUGAAACAAAAUGUUGUGCAGCUGGAAGUAGACAAGCAGUCAAAGCAAUCUGUCAUGCCUAGCUCUUUAACUCACAACAACCCUGACACUCGGUUAUUUAUUGGAGGCCUCCCAGAUGCUUUGGAAGUGCCACGGCUCCCUGUGAAGAGUCCGUUUGUUGGCUGCAUGAAAAACGUGAACGUCGAUAACAAAAUCAUUAACGUCAGUAAAAUCUCUACGUUUUCUGGUGCUAUUAGUUUGAGCAGAUGUCCUGCUGUUUAGCCGAAAUGUGCCGCAUCACGUAUUCAUCCCUAGGUUGUAUACAUCCAAACGGAAACAUGGAUCCCUACUGCUGAGUGGAUGUGUUAUUGUACAAGACUUGACAAUCACAUUGUUGUAAAUUGUAAAACCCAAUUCUGAGGAAAGUCAGAUUUGAAUGAGAAGGUUGUUGGCUAUUUCCGGUUUGUGCAUGGACAGUGCACCUACCUCAGCAAUUACACUUGUCAUUUGACACAGAAAUGGUGCUUGUUUUUAAAGAUUUAUAUGUACAGUAUAUACAGUAUAAUAUCUCAUCUCUGUCUUUCAAACCAUCCAGACUGAAGUAUCAUUUUAAGUAAAAUAAAUAAAGAUCACUUUACUGUGAUUACAUAACCUGA